CAUCGAGCGUCCUCCGAUGUUCCCAUUGCAUGCAUCUCCAGAGUGAUGGAGAUGGAUUUUGACAGGUCGAUAGUCUUUGCAAUGAGAUGUUGAAUUCUCUUUAAGUGUGACGUUGAACGAUCCGUCUCCAGCUCCAAUAUUACCACCAUGAAUCCAAUCCACCAUCCAUCUGCUCAAUCAUGUCCUCCUCUUCCUUUAUCUUCCCUUUCUUUCUCGUCUCCCUCCUCCUCCGCUGUUCUCUUUCCUCCACCACCACCGCCGAUCCCUUCUGCAACAACGGCUACUGCACGACCAACGACACCCAAGAAUCCAGCCGGAAGUACUUGCUCUCUGCCUCCCAUGCGUCCGCUGCCAGUAGCUACUUCGGAGACACGAUAGUUCCAGGUGAAUAUUUUUACGACGGGCAGAACCUGAUCUCCGCAAAUGGAAAAUUCGAGCUUGGUUUCUUCAACCCUGGGGAUGCAAGUAACGCUUAUGUUGGGAUUUGGUACCAUAACAUCACAGAUAAGACAGCAUUAUGGGUCCUUAACAACCUUGCACCAGUCACCGUUUCUCCUGGAUAUCUUCACCUCACUGAUGAUGGAAAUUUAGAGCUAUGCAAUGCUUCUGACAUGGUUAUAUGGUUUACGGGCACGCCCUAUGGAAAUAAUACCAUCGUGAGGCUUGCGGACUCGGGAAACUUUUUCCUGGAAGAUCGUGAUUCGAACACUACAGAGUUGCAAAGCUUUGACUACUUGACUGAUACGUUGAUACCAGGCAUGAAGCUUGGAUUGGAUAAGGUAACCAACCAUGCAACAAAGCUCAUAUCAUGGCUGAAUGCUACAGACCCCUAUCCGGGUGCCUACUCCUGCACCAUGGAAACUCGAGGCACACUACCGGAGAUCAUUAUAACAAAGGGUCAAUCCUUGAGAAUUUUCCGGAGUGGCCCAUGGAAUGGACAUGUGUUUAGUGGCAUUCCACGGAUGGGAAAUAUUAGCCAGCUGAAGUUUGCAUUUUUAUCAAACGAGCAAGAGGUCUACUUCUCAUUUGAUACCAUAAACAACUCUGGUCUGUUUCGGGCUGUGAUGGAUUUCAGAGGAGUGUUUCAGCUGUUAGAAUGGUCGGCCACAAGCAGUGGAUGGACCUCCCUGUGGGCCGUGCCACAAGAUCAGUGUGACUUUUAUGCUUUCUGUGGAGCUAAUGCUAUUUGCACCGAAACCUCAUCAGUUCUCUGCCAAUGUCUGCAAGGAUUUGUUCCAAAGUCUCCUGCGAAUUGGUACCAGAAUCAUUUUUCUGAUGGAUGCGUGAGACAAGAGGCUUUGAGUUGUUCGUCCGAUGGGUUCUUACAUUUGCGAUCAGUGAAGCUACCUGAUACUGUGAAUGCUACUACAGACAGCAACAUGACCCUCAACGAGUGUAGUGAUUGGUGCUUGAAGAAUUGUUCUUGCAUGGCAUAUGCUGUCACUGCAUGGAGUGGUUGUUUGACUUGGCGUGGUGAUCUGAUGGACCUUAGGAAGUUUAAUCAAGGAGGGGAUCAGCUUUAUGUUCGGCUUUUGGCUUCCAACAUAGAUUCUGCAAUGGACAAUCAUGUUAAGAAGACUGUGUUGGUCAUAACCAUCCCAACAAUGCUGAGCUUUCUUUUGCUGGCAAGUAUAUGUGUAGUUUUGUGGCGGAGUAGAGUAAGAAAACAAGACACCAUUAUGAUCAAGUCAAAGCAGCCACAGACUACAAAAGGACUUGAUUACUGGACUGGCAUUCCUGCAAAACAUGCAGAUCAGAGAGCUGGUCCAAUGAAUAUGAUGGGGGUAUUGUCUUCAUUUGAUUUGUCUACCAUAAAGGCUGCAACUAAUAACUUCUCAGUUGGUAACAAACUCGGAGAAGGUGGAUUUGGCAUUGUUUACAAGGGCGGGUUGCGAGAUGGAAAAUACAUCGCUGUCAAAAUGUUGUCAAAGUGCUCGUCACAAGGUCCUGAUGAGUUCCGAAAUGAGCUUUUACUAAUUGCUAACUUGCAGCAUAGGAAUCUUGUUCGCCUACUUGGUUGUUGCAUCGAAGGAGAUGAGCGCAUUCUGAUCUUGGAGUACAUGGAAAACAAGAGUUUGGAUGCCUUCAUAUAUGAUAAAACAAAGAGUGUACUGCUGGACUGGAAAAAGCGUCUUCACAUUAUUAUUGGGAUUGCUCGAGGACUUCUAUACCUGCAUCAUGACUCUUACUUGAGGGUUGUUCAUCGAGAUCUUAAACCAAGCAACAUCCUUCUUGACAAGGACAUGAAUCCAAAAAUAUCUGACUUCGGGAUAGCAAGAAUUUUUGAAGGAGAUGACAUUGAAGAGAAUAAUACUACAAGACCAGUCGGAACACUUGGAUACAUGGCGCCCGAGUACAUAACGGAAGGAGUCUUUUCUUUCAAAUCUGAUGUUUUCAGCUUUGGUGUAAUAGUGUUAGAAAUCCUAAGUGGUAAGCGAAAUAGAGUGCUUAAUGUGGCAGAUUCGCGGCUAAACCUUCUAGGACAUGCAUUCAAGUUAUGGAAGGAAGACAGGACUCUAGAGAUACUCGAUGAAGCGCUCGAUUCUUGGACGCCUACAUUGGAGAUUUUGGAAUGCAUCCGAGUAGGUCUUUUGUGCGUGCAAGAAAACAGCGAAGACAGACCGACAAUGGCAGAGGUUGUGAUGAUGCUAACUAAUGAAGAUCCGCAACUAACUUCACCAAAAGAGCCGAUCACUUUAGUGGCAAGUUCUGAAGAAGAACGAUCUUCCAUUAUUCAAAUGAGUGUCAUGGAUGAAAUUUGUUCUGAUAUGUAAUCUUCUUUCUUGUCUUGUGGAAUCUGUCUACAUCGAUCUAUGCAAGUUUGUUUUGCUGCA
Musa acuminata AAA Group (dessert banana) is the source of this 2834-nucleotide messenger RNA. RefSeq names its product G-type lectin S-receptor-like serine/threonine-protein kinase At4g27290. Gene Ontology annotation, molecular function: protein serine/threonine kinase activity; ATP binding. The record is from RefSeq and is a predicted model, not a curated record. The transcript has 9 exons. Gene Ontology annotation, biological process: recognition of pollen; protein phosphorylation. Lineage: Eukaryota; Viridiplantae; Streptophyta; Magnoliopsida; Zingiberales; Musaceae. The coding region runs from base 180 to 2774 and encodes 864 amino acids.